Messenger RNA from Manis pentadactyla (Chinese pangolin), 1003 nucleotides. It is a transcript of the gene IGFBP6, whose product is annotated as insulin like growth factor binding protein 6. Gene Ontology annotation, biological process: regulation of insulin-like growth factor receptor signaling pathway. The transcript is spliced from 4 exons. NCBI's taxonomy places the organism in Eukaryota, Metazoa, Chordata, Mammalia, Pholidota, Manidae. The coding region runs from base 103 to 804 and encodes 233 amino acids. Gene Ontology annotation, molecular function: fibronectin binding; insulin-like growth factor II binding; insulin-like growth factor I binding. Gene Ontology annotation, cellular component: extracellular region. The record is from RefSeq and is a predicted model, not a curated record.
CCCUGACCAGCUGCUACUUAAGGCAGAGGGGAGGCGGCGGGCAGCAGCUGAGCUACGACAGCUCAAGAAGGAGUGGACGUGGACGGGGCAAAAACCCUGACCAUGACCCCGCACCGGCUGCUGCUGCUAACUCUGCUGCUCGCCGCCGGGCCAGGAGGAGCCUUGGCACGGUGCCCAGGCUGCGGGCAGGGGGUGCAGGCGGGUUGUCCAGGGGCCUGCGUGGAGGAGGAGGAGGGGGGCCCGCCAGCGGACGGCUGUGCCGAAGCUGGGAGCUGUUUCAGGAGAGAGGGGCAGCAGUGCGGGGUUUACACCCCUAACUGCGUCCCCGGACUGCAGUGCCAGCCCCCCGAAGAAGACGAGGCGCCUCUGCGGGCGCUGCUGCUGGGCCGCGGCCGCUGCCGCCGGGCGCGCGCGCCCUCGGGGGAGAAUCCUAAGGAAAGUAAACGCCAAGCAGGGACCACUCGCCCACAGGACGUGAACCGCAGAGACCAGCAGAGGAAUCCAGGGACCUCCACCACUCCUGCCCGGCCCAAUCCUGGGGGUGUCCAAGACACCGAGAUGGGCCCAUGCCGCAGGCACCUGGACUCUGUGCUGCAGCAACUCCAGACCGAAGUCUAUCGAGGAGUUCACACCCUCUACGUUCCUAAUUGUGACCAUCGGGGCUUCUAUCGUAAGCGGCAGUGCCGCUCCUCUCAGGGGCAGCGCCGAGGUCCCUGCUGGUGUGUGGAUCGGAUGGGCCAGCCCCUGCCAGGGUCCCCGGAUGGCGAUGGAAGCUCCUCUUGUUCCCCUGGGAGCAGUGGCUAAGGUUGGGUGGGGUGCUGCUGGACCCCUGGCAGGAGCAUGUGGCUGUCAUCUUGGGUCAUUUAUGAGUGAUGAGUAACUCAGGGGCCCUGAGCCCCACACCCCAGCUUCAGGCCCUGCCCCACUGUCCCCCUCACCCUGGGAAGAUUGCUGGUGUUGGCUGAGGAGGGUUAAUAAAACUGUGCUGGGGGCCUCUGGCCUA